Caenorhabditis sp. 36 PRJEB53466 is the source of this 2344-nucleotide messenger RNA. Lineage: Eukaryota; Metazoa; Nematoda; Chromadorea; Rhabditida; Rhabditidae. The record is from the annotation of a GenBank genome assembly.
AUGGCCCUUCUUCUCACUCUAUUCCUCACCGCUCUUAUUGCAUUUGUGGGCCACUACCUUUGGAUAUGGACGUAUUGGAUGCGAAAAGGAGUCAAAGGACCGCGCGGCUGGCCGUUCGUCGGCGUUCUCGAUCAGUUGUUGGAGCACGAGACGCCCGGAAUGCUCAAGUUGGGCGAGUGGACCAAGGUGAGCUCUUUUUUUCUCAAAAACCGUAUUUAGGGCCUGAUCUGGGGUCUCAAUUUCGCGUUUCUCGUCGUUCUAGUGGGUACUGUUUAGAAACUUGAGCAUAACUCCAGAAUGACAACUUUUUGAAUAAAAUGCUCAACUACAAAGUUGUUAAGCUCAAAAUUUGCAACAACUUUUUAGUUGCUCAGUUUUUGCAAAAAUUAUUGGAUCUUGAGAUAUAAGUGCCCAAAGAUAAGGGGUUUUUAGUGAGAGGAGGCGGCAUCCUUCAAAGUGCAACGACAUUCAAAAAUUAGUUCCGUCACCAAAAUAUUGACUAUUUACGCGUUGACCAUGUACGUCAUUGGUGGGUUUCUCAUCAAAAGUGCACAAUAUCGGAAUGCACUCGAUGUGUUCUUCUACCUGGGAACCGGAUCUUUGCGGCGCCCACACAGAACACUAAUCCGAUUAAACGCCUCAAGGCCUUUCUUCUCUCGUUUGCAGAAUCAGAAUCAGAAUCAUUGCAGAAAUACGGCGCGGUGUACGGUAUCACGGACGGAACGCAGAAGACGUUGGUGGUCGCCGAUCCGGCGAUGGUCCACGAGAUCUUCGUGAAGCAAUUUGACAAUUUCUACGGCCGCAAGUUGAAUCCGAUCCAGGGAGAUCCGGAGAAAGACGCGCGUGUGCACAUGUUGGCGGCACAGGGACAUCGUUGGAAGCGCUUGAGGACCAUUUCGGCGCCCACUUUCUCGCACGGCAGUCUCCGGAAAUUGAAGCCAACGGUCGAGGAUUGUGCGCUGGAAUUGUUGCGGCACAUUGAGAAGCGGACGGCCGGAGGCGAGCAGAUUGACAUGUUGAGGUGAGUAAAACAACAAAAAUUCGCCUCGAGUAUCGAGUAAUUCUGCAGAUUCUAUCAAGAGUACACGAUGGACGUGAUCGGCCGAGUCGCAAUGGGUCAGCACGACUCUCAAAUCUUCCGCAACCCGAUCGUCGACGUCGUCAGAGAUGUAAGAAUUGUCGCAAGUGACAGUCUCUCUUAUCAAAAAUCAAAUUUAGAUUUUCUUGCGGCAGUCGCAAGAACCUCAUGCUGAUGUGCCAAGUGUUUCCGGCGGUCGGCCGCGCGAUUCGAACUCUCACUUUCAAGUUUCCAAAGCACGGCAGUCCGGCGUUCAAACUCUACAGCAUCAUGGAGGAGGUGGUGCGAGCGCGCGUCGAGCAGCGGGAACAGGACGUGGCACGGGGCUCGGAGCUCGGCGAGCCGCACGAUUUCAUCGACCUGUUUCUGAACGCGAAAAGUGACGUGGAUUUCGGGCACGAGGCGAACGAGGCAUUCACGAAGAGAAACAUGAAGGUGACGAAGGAAUUGAGUGCCGAGGAGGUCGUCGGACAAUGUUUUCUGUUCCUGAUUGCUGGUUUCGACACGACCGCUCUAUCCCUAUCGUAUUCCACGUACCUUCUGGCAACCAAUCCAAAAGUCAUGGCCAAAUUGCAAGAGGAGGUGGACAGAGAGUGUCCGGACCCCGAGAUCACUUUCGAUCAACUGGCAAAACUCAAGUACAUGGAAAUGGUGCUGAAAGAGGUGUUGAGGAUGUACCCAUUGGCUUCUAUGUGAGUGUUUUGAACCCAAAACCACUAUAGACUCUCUUUCCGAUUGAUAAGAACCUUGAAACACAGUUUGAUAAGAGUGUCAGGUUCCAUAGUCUAGCAACCAACUUAUCUACCAUUUUUCCAGCUCCAACUCUCGGAAAUGCAUCCGCGACACCAAUGUGUGCGGGAUGGAAAUCGAGGCGGGCACGCACGUUCAGGUGGACACUUGGUCCAUUCAUUACGAUCCCAAGAUUUGGGGCGAUGACGUGGCAGAGUUCAAGCCGGAGAGGUGAGUUGCAAUCGGGAUCGGAUUACUGUAGAGAAACUAGCUCAAAUCAAUUGCUAUUCCAGAUGGGAGACGACGUCGGACGAGCAUCUGGAGCACAAAGGAUCGUACAUUCCAUUCGGACUGGGACCGCGCCAGUGCAUCGGAAUGCGUCUCGCCCUAAUGGAGCAGAAGGUGCUGCUGGCUCACAUCCUGAAACGGUACACGCUCGAGCCGGGCACGCUCACCCGAAUCCCUCUGAAGUUGGUGGGAAGUGCGACGACUUCGCCGCAAGACGUCUACCUCCAUUUGAGACCCAGAAACGUGUAA